UUUUGCGCCCCUUUUGUGGUUGUCGUUUUGCGUGUGUGUGUGUGUUUGGGGGUCUCCCGCAGUCAAGGGCGCAUGCUGUCGGUCCCCUGCGGGUGCUGCGGGAGGAGGUGGGCUGCCUCACGCCAAGUGAUCAGCAGGGGAGAGGCUGGCGGCGGCGGAAGCGCGCGAGGGAGGUGACAGACGCGGGGAGCAAGAUGCUGCAGGGUCGCGUCACCUUCCUUGUGCACGCGCUGAAGCAGAAGGAGCUUCAGCGCAACGAGGCGCAGCUCGACCGGUUCGAGGACCAGAUAACCGUCGACACGCAGCGGCUGGAGACGACGUCGCGCAGGAGCACGCACCUUGAGCAGACGGUGAGUGAGCUGCAGCGGACAAACGAGGAGCUGCGGGAGGAGCUCGGCGUGGUCAAGGCACGCGUGUUGUUGGUCCAUGCCGAACACCCGACCUCGCAGCACGGCGCAAGGGAGCCCAGCCUCACACCAACCCCGACGCGGGGCGAAAACGAGGAGCGUGCGGCACCUGCAGCGCCGCCGGCAGCCACAAGACGGCCGGCGGCAAAGCGGGCACGCUCCAGCAGGUCUCGGACGUGA
This is a messenger RNA of Trypanosoma rangeli, 587 nucleotides long. RefSeq names its product NUP-1 protein. The annotation marks the transcript as partial. The transcript has a single exon. Lineage: Eukaryota; Euglenozoa; Kinetoplastea; Trypanosomatida; Trypanosomatidae. The record is from RefSeq and is a predicted model, not a curated record.